AUGGGUCCAAACGUCCACGCCAUCAUGGAUAGUCGGUCAAAACAUGCCGCGGGCUCUAACUCAAGGCAUGAUGCUGGACUACAAUCUGCGGUCAAAAUCAGGGUCGAAUCGCCCAUGCCGUCAAGGAGAUUGGGUGAAACCUCCCGGUGA
Stereum hirsutum FP-91666 SS1 is the source of this 150-nucleotide messenger RNA. RefSeq lists its product as uncharacterized. Lineage: Eukaryota; Fungi; Basidiomycota; Agaricomycetes; Russulales; Stereaceae. The record is from RefSeq and is a predicted model, not a curated record. Bases 1 to 150 code for a protein of 49 amino acids. The transcript has 2 exons.